AUGGGCUCUAUCCCCGCAUCCUCCUCUCUGCUCCUGGAGCUUGCGGAAGCCACGCUGGCUUCCGCUAAGCGAUUGAAUGAAGGACUAGCUGCAGAGGGCCUGCAGCAGCCGUCGUUCGCUGCAGAUGGACCAGUCUACGUUGUUCCCAAGACUGCAUCUAAAGAGACUCAGGACGCCAAGACUGCCGUCGCAGAGGUGGCUUUCCAACUGUUCCAACUCGUCACUGGUCCCAGUGAGCUGUUGCCCAAUAUCACGGCUAGCUGGCUCUAUCAAUUCAACGUGCUGUCUCACGUCCCAUUGGAGGGCACCGUGACAUACGACACACUUGCAUCCAAGGCUCAGGUCCCGGAGUCUCUGCUCAAAGGAGUGGCGCGUAUGGUGAUGACCAGCAAAAUUCUGGCUGAGCCGAAGCCAGGCCAUGUCACUCACACGGCCAGCUCUGCCAUGUUUCACAAGGUCCCGAACAUGCGAGACUGGGCGGGAUAUAUGUUCAGUGCUUCUAUUCCAACUGCUGCCGCCAUGAUCGGUGGAUCGACUGGCCACGCCAGUUACGCUGUGGCUGCUGCCUAUGAUCACCUGAGCUUCGAAGUCCAAGAUCUGGGCGCUGUGGUGAAUGGCAAGGAAACGACCAAGGUAGCAGACGCCUCUGGAUCUAUCGGUCGUGUCUCCUUCAAGGCCCAUAGCUUCUUUGAGACUCAGCCGACCACUGGCGCAGCUGUAUACAUGCUGCGCAUGAUCAUACACGACUGGCCAGAUUCCGAGGCUACAAGCAUUCUCAGCAACCUCGUACCAGCGCUGAAAGCUGGGAAAUCAACCCUCCUCAUUAUGGACACUGUGCUACCAUCGCCUGGAGUCCUACCAUCUGUGAGGGAGCGAGUCAUCAGGACGCGUGAUCUGACGAUGCGUCAGGUCUUCAACGCUCGUGAGCGAGAUCUAGACGACUGGAAAGCUUUGCUGAGAGCCACAGACCCAAGGCUGGAACUAAAGAGCGUGAAACAACCAGAGGGUAGCAAUAUGAGCUUGCUAGCGAUCGGACUGAACCCAAGUUCUUGA
Messenger RNA from Colletotrichum fioriniae, 1053 nucleotides. The record is from RefSeq and is a predicted model, not a curated record. NCBI's taxonomy places the organism in Eukaryota, Fungi, Ascomycota, Sordariomycetes, Glomerellales, Glomerellaceae.